CUGGUUUACUAGAACACAUAGAAACAGACCGUUUACCCAGAUGUUGAUGUUGGGGUGGUGCUGGAAAAGGAUGAACCCGGAGCUGAAACAUUUUGAAGCUUCCGUUUAAGGGUCGUGUUUCUGAGACGAGCCAUUGAGAGCUGUCCGUCCGUCUGUCUAAAAACAGCAACACCUGACUAUAAAUAGCCACCAGGGGGGUUUCCUGUUGUGGCCCAACAGCACCAGUGAUUGUGUAAUCACUGCUACGCAUGAAAUAUUAAGCAAGCGGCUGCAGAGAGUAGCAGAGCAACAGACCAUAAUACUGUAGCAAGAGGCACCUGUCAAAGAUCCAGUGAUCAAGGAGAGAUCAAUCUGUUACCAUGGCGUCUGAGCAGCAAAGGGGUGAUGAGCCCUCUCUCCCCAGGGAAGAGGCUGUGUGCCCGGGCUGUCAGGGAGCAGGGCCCCUGGUCCUGCCGUGUGGCCACAGUCUGUGUGAUGCCUGCCUGGGGCUGUGUGAGGGCGAGCUGGGCCAGGGGGGCUGUACCAUCUGCUAUGGCAGAGACCUGCUGGACUGCGUCCUGAAGAGACUGCUGGACUCCCUGUUCCAAGGGCAGCCGCGGCGGGCCAGGGAUGGAGGGGUAGAGGACGGGGACAGGGAGCUGUGUCCUCUGCACGGGGAGAGGCUGACGUUGUAUUGUGUGGAGGACAAGGAGAUGGUGUGUGUGGCGUGUCAGAGCGAGGAGCACGACGACCACGAGUGUUGUCCCACGGAGGAGGCUGUGCACGACUGCAAGAGGGAGCUGACGUCUGCCCUGAGACCUCUACAAGAGAAGCUGGAGGCUCUGAACACUGUCAAGCAGACCUGUGAGGAGUCAGCUGAACACAUCAAGAGCCAGGCACAGCAGACCGAGCGCCUGGUCCAGCAGCAGUUUGAGAAGCUGCACCAGUUCCUCCGAGACGAGGAAGAUGCUGUGAUCUCUGCUCUGAAGGAAGAGGAGCAGGAGAAGACCCAGGGGAUGAGGGACAGGAUAGACAGAACAACAGACCAGAUCAACUCUCUAUCUGAGGCCAUUGAGGUGACGGUGGAGGCCAUGGACACUGGUGAUGACAUAACCUUCCUCAAGAACUUCAAGAGGACCUCUGACAGGACUCAGGUGACAGUACAGGAGCCAGAUGAGGUGACAGGAGCUCUGCUGGACGUAGCCAAACACCUGGGCUGUCUCAACUACAGAGUCUGGGAGAGGAUGCAGGACUUCAUUACGUACACUCCUGUGACUUUGGACCCCAACACGGCUAAUGUCUGCCUGUCUCUGUCUGAUGAUCUGACCAGCCUGCGGUACACAGAGGAGGAGGAGCGACUCCCUGACAACCCAGAGAGGUUCUGUUACUAUGAGAGUGUCCUGGGUUCCGAGGGCUUCAACUCCGGACGACACACCUGGGACGUGGAGGUGGGCGUGAACAGCGAGUGGGCUGUGGGCGUGGCACGGGAGACGGUCUCGAGGAAGGAGUGGUUCACCCCGAGCCCAGAGAGGGGCCUGUGGACCAUCUGCUACUAUGGAGGUGAAUACCGCGCCCGCACGGCCACCGCCACCCCCCUGGUCCUGAAAAGAAGGCCCCAGGAGGUCAGAGUGCAGCUGGACUGGGACAGAGGCAGGGUGAUCUUCUCUGACGCCUCAGACAACACGCUCAUCUACAAGUUCCAACACAAGUUCACCCAUAGAGUGUUCCCUUACUUCUCCAACACCUGCAAGAGACAUCCUCUGAGGAUCUCAGCCGGGAAGGUGUCAGUUACAGCGGAGUAGCUUGGUUCAUUCAUUAAGAGCUGAUUUGGUAAAUCUAUAGUUCAGGGACAUUAAAAAGCUGUUGCUGCAGAACAGGUAAAAACAUUGGCUUUAAAGUGGAUGCACCUUUACUGCAGCAAAGGCAUUUUUAUGCAGCUACGUGACUGCUUUCUGUCUCUCUGGGUUCCAACCUAAAUAAAUAAUUACUGACUCUCUGGGUUCUAAUCUAAAUAGAUAAUUACUGACUCUCUCUGGGUUCUAAUCUAAAUAGAUCAUUACUGACUCUCUCUGGGUUCUAAUCUAAAUAAAUAAUUACUGGCUCUCUGGGUUCCAACCUAAAUAAAUAAUUACUGACUCUCUGGGUUCCAACCUAAAUAAAUAAUUACUGACUCUCUGGGUUCCAACCUAAAUAAAUAAUUACUGACUCUCUGGGUUCCAACCUAAAUAAAUAAUUACUGACUCUCUGGGUUCCAACCUAAAUAAAUAAUUACUGACU
Messenger RNA from Oncorhynchus gorbuscha (pink salmon), 2256 nucleotides. Its product is annotated as E3 ubiquitin-protein ligase TRIM39. The transcript is spliced from 7 exons. NCBI's taxonomy places the organism in Eukaryota, Metazoa, Chordata, Actinopteri, Salmoniformes, Salmonidae. The coding region runs from base 360 to 1781 and encodes 473 amino acids. The record is from RefSeq and is a predicted model, not a curated record. Gene Ontology annotation, molecular function: zinc ion binding; protein binding.